AUGAAUGAGAAAUCCGCAAAUUCUGGUUACAGAGAUCCCAGUUGCAGAGAGACCGAAGGGUUAUCUGAUUACAACGGGGCAAAAGACCGAAUAACGGAAUAUGGCCUUGAUGCACCGGCAGCUCGGUGGUUAAAUUGGUUAGAACGAAACAACAUCGAAACUUGCCCCAAAAUUGGUUCAUUGUGCGCUAAGUUCGUUGCCUGGAUUCGUCUCAACGAGCAAUUUCUAAUCGAUGACAAAUCAGGAUAUAAUACCCCACCAAUGUAUGGUGACUAUGAAGCGCAAAGACAUUGGAUGGAGAUAACGUUACAUAUUCCAAUAAGUCAAUGGUAUUACUAUGAUCUAGAAUGGUGGGGUCUUGAUUAUCCUCCACUGACGGCAUAUGUUAGCUGGAUAUGCGCGACAUUUGGGAUAAUCUUCUUUCCAUUCCUGGAUUCAUUCGAGCACAUAUCUCAAGUGGUCCUGCGCAUGUUUCCAUUACAACGUGGAUUAUACGAAGACAAAGUUUCCAAUAUUUGGUGUGCGGUGAACGUUGUCAUCAAGUUGCGGGAGACGUUUGAGAUUCAAUCUUUAACAUGGAUAAGCCUUGUGACCACGUUGUUGGCGGUUUUACCUUCGUGCCUGCACCUUGGUUCAUCAUCCAAUAAACGUGGUCUUAUUUAUGGAUUGGCCAACUCGUCGCUGGCAUUUUUUAUGUUCUCCUUCCAAGUACAUGAAAAAUCCAUAUUGCUACCCGCCUUGCCCAUCACCCUCUUGAUCUUGAAUGAGCCAUUCUGGGGCUGCAACACCAACAACUUCCCGUUAGAACUGUCGGAAGUGGAAAUCCAGAUCACGGAGACCGACUACAAUCCUCAGUUCCUGCAAAACAUGCUUCCAAAAUUAGAUUGGAGUGCCUUGGUGAAGACCGCUAGGAAGAUUGGCAUCACCUCGAUCCCUGAAGUAUUGCCGGAAGCCUUAACCGAGGAUCUCGACGAGGGUUUCCUCAGGAAUCUUCAUAGAGCAUUAUUGGAGACUCACGUUCAACAGGGAAAGAUGGUGUGCCCCAACUGCAAACACGUUUAUUCGAUUAGGGACGGCAUACCAAACAUGUUACUAAGCGAAACCUAG
Acaulospora colombiana is the source of this 1107-nucleotide messenger RNA. The record is from the annotation of a GenBank genome assembly. NCBI's taxonomy places the organism in Eukaryota, Fungi, Glomeromycota, Glomeromycetes, Diversisporales, Acaulosporaceae.